AAAAACUACACCUCGACCUUUCACCUCUAUCGUGAUACGCUGCGGUGGAACCGUUAUCACAUGACCAGGAAAGUAAAUUUCUAGGCCCUGUUUGAUACUCUUGAUGGUAUACAAAAUGGCAGAGAGAAGCAGCGAUGAGCCAUCGGAUGACUCCUCUAUUGCACCAUCAGAGCAAUCUUUUGGGGGCAGAAGUGGCUUUUCUUUUGCAAGCCACAACGGCCGACCUAGAUAUAUAUCUGCAAUUCGAGGUCAAGAAACGUUUGCACCUAGAGAACGAUUUACCUUGUACAAAGUUGAGGUGAACAAUGGCGAACGUACCUGGGUUGUAUAUCGUAGGUACUCAGAUUUCGUGCUUCUUAAUAAGAAGCUUAAGAGACUGUUCCCAGGAUUUGUUCUAACCUUGCCACCUAAAAGGGUUUUCAGGAACAAUUUUGAUAGGCAGUUCAUUACGAAACGGCAGAAAGGGUUAGAGAGCUUCCUGAAAACACUGUUCGAGCUACAGGACGUUAUGGAGUCUGAUCCAGUUAGAAGAUUCUUUCGCCUAGACAAUCCACCAGGACCACAUGAAGAUCUAACUGCAUCCAAAGACUACUGUGAAACACUGGAAUCAACUGUCUCCCGUCUUAAAAAAGAGAUUGACGAUCAGGAUAUUGAGAUGAGCCAUCUUCGCAGUGAACUUAGAAGUGUUGAAUUAUACGGUCAAAAUCAGAAUGGUUCAAAUUGUGAGGGAACUUUGACUGAAAAAAUCCUACAGCAGAAACUCAUUGCAGCAGAAGAAUUGUGUAACCAAGCAAGGCAAGAAAUAGAGAGAAUGAAAAUUGAUAUAAACGCUGAGAAGGCUUUGGAACUGUCAACAAGGCAAACAGAAAGUCAACAAAGAGAACUCCAGAUAAGAGACCUUUUGAAAGAAUUUUCAGCAAAUCAGAUGAAAGAAGACCAGUCUCUCCAAAAAAUGGCAGAAGCUUUUGGCAAUCUUGCAAAUGUUAAUAUUAAUGUUGGUGGAAAGUGUAUUGAUGUGAGAACUAUUGAUGGUGUUACUGAAAGGGAGGAAGAACUGAAAAAUGCUCUUCAUAGAUCCCGAACAAAUUUGGAAAACCUGCAAAAGCAGCAGCUCGAGAAGUUAAAAAAGGUUAUAGAAGACGUAAAUGCUGAUCUUGUCAGAGCAAAGUAUAAACUUGAAAGCAGUCAAAAUGAGGCCAACAUGCUAAGAGAUGCACUUGCAAAUGCUCACUCAAACAACAAUGAAGAAAUGAUCAAAAGGGACACAAUAAUCCAUAAUUAUGAGGACAGGGUCCAAGCAUCAAGGCGACACAUUGAUUACAUUGAACAGAAGUAUUUCUAUUCAUUGCUUCUUGGUGUCAAAUUAAAUCUAAGCCUUUGGGGGAAAAAUGUUAAUGGUGUCAAUCUAAUGAAGCCAGAUGUGCUCUUUGUGAAAGUAAAACAAAAUGGAAUUCCUUUAGAUGACUGGCCAAGAUGGAUUUCAAGUCAGUUUGCCAAGCUAGUGGGAUAAGCUGUAGUUCAACAAGACUUGUGUGUCAGUUCAUUUAAGUUUUCAAUUGUUGUAGUGGAAAAUUGUAUGUGUAAAAUACUAGUCACAAAUCAAAAACAAAAUAAAAUUCAAUAGGUUUGAAUGUCAAAUUAUUAUUGUUUUGAGUUAAAUUUUAUUGACAGAAGGUGCACACAUGCCUUUGAAUUAUGAUAGAUAAGGGAAUGUGGUGAAAUAUACAGAUUAGUUGCCUAUUUUCUUAAAGGGAAGCAAAAUUUCUUAAAGCUAAGUUUUCACUCUGUAAUCGAUCAUGUUUAAUUGUUGAGUGAUGCUAGAUUCCGACAAAGCUUCUCAAAUUGCCAGAAACUGUCUUUAGUUUUUGUAUAUCUUCAAAGGUAUUAGUACAAAUACCUUAAAAGAUGCUAGUAUGAGUACAUUCCAUAUUCAUUAAGCAAAAAUUUUAAAUAACAAAUUUGUUGAUAUUAAAAACCAUAAUUAAUGAGAUAUUACCAAUUUAAUUUGAAGUGCUCAGGGUUUUAUCAAUUUUGAUUGCAUGGCUGACUGACUCAAUCUGAAAAUAUUAUAAGGAGACCUAAUGCAUCAUGGUGAACAUAUUAAAUACUUUUUGUUUUCUGCUUAGUUUGUACAUAGAAUCAGUUAUUUUCAUGCAGUUGGAACACAAUUGAUACCAAAUCCUAGAAUAUGGAUGAUGUUGAUAUAUUCAUACAAGAUUAGCCUUUUAAAAACUUAGAGUCUGUUUAUAUGUGCAAAUUUAUUCUACCUUUCAGCUCAUAAGCUGUUAGGUGGGAUGAAAUCAUUCAUGUUUACAUGCAAAUUCUACCCCACCACCAAGCUCAUGGCUUCCUUUUUAUCCCACCUCUAAGGCCUGUUUAUUUGAGCCAAAUUAUCUAUAAUUAUAUGCCUUAUUUGAAUAUAGUAACAGUUAUUUUCAUGCAGUUGGAUCAAAUUGAUACUAUACCCUUGAAUGUGGAUGAUGUAAAUAUAUCUUAGAUUAGCUUUGUAAAAAGUAAGGCAGUUGUAAUGUACAUUUUUUGAUAACUCUCUGACUGGUGUUGUCAAAUAACAUAUGAAGUGAGAAAUAACCAUAUUAGAUUUUGGUGUAAAUAAUUUACAUGAAUUAUCCUUUGAAAGUACAUCAUUUUUAACUGUCUUGAUUUCAAACAUGCCUUUUUAGAGUGCUAUUGUAAUUGCAAGUAUAAAUUGUGAAACAUAACUCAUCUGUCAGUGUGAAAGCAGUAUCGAGAUUUCUUAAGAGAAUUUGAUAGAUAUUUUCCACUUUAAAAUCCUAUUAAGUAAAUACUUAUUAACUGAAGUGAUGUUUUUGCUUAGUAAAAUAUAUUUGAAGAUUUUAGAAGUGAACUUUAUACAUGUAUUUUCUCAUAAGCAAUCUCAGAAACAAAAUCUGGUUCAAAACAUGGUGUAGGAAAUACCAAUCAUUGGGUACUGAAAGUUUCUUGACAUUAAAAAUCCUUUGAAGAUAAACCCUUUUUUUAGUGUAGGUCCUUAGUUGUUCAUUGGAAUCUAACACCUUGUGUUUUCGAAAAGAAAUAAUUCUAGAAAACCAUUGUUAGCCCAUAAAUGUUUCAAAAUAGUAUGAUUUAUGGUAUGGACCAUCUAUUAGUUCUAGCAAAAAGGCAUCCGGAAGGAUCAAAGUUCUAAAUUUUCAAAGAACAUUCUUUUCCAGGAACUAAUCUUUUGUGUCGACAAGAGCGGAAAUAGGAAAAGGUUACGUAAUGGUUUUUGACACAAAGUUUCAGUAUCGUAAAUCCUUGCAUUAGCCACCUGCCCAGGGAUGGGGGGACUCUCAUGUGUAGCUGGAUGGGGUCAUGCCGCCUAUAUGGUUGGGUUGUAAGUCUUCAAAAUCCCUAAAUAUUAGCUUCAAAAAAUGUGUUGGUUUUCAUAGAGAUGAAUUGGCUCUACUGUUGAGAAACCUUAUCAAUGUUGUGUUUACAGAAAGUCCUUCCUGACCAAGCAAUGUUUGCUACGUACACUCUUUUUUAUAAGAACAAUUUUAUAAGAAUGCGAGCCUCAAAAUUGGUCAAAAGUUAAAAACAAAUUAAGAACAAGCUGAAGCUGAGGGGUUUUAGCCAUGUGUGGGUGUUUUUUCGGUGAAUACACUCAUUUUUCUAUAAGAAACAAAGGUCGAUGUUGAGUACUCCAGUUUCUUAAAGUUCUGGAAAUUUCAAUACUCAUUUUUCUUAAGAUUUUCUUAAGUAUGACGUCAUGAAUGAUGUUAUGAAAUGUUCGUGACCUUUUUUAUCACGUCAAGAGACUCGCUUCCGUUCUGAUACUGUAUUUAAAUAUGAGAAGUAUAUUUUUAUCCCUUGUAUCUUAAGUUCUAGGCCAACAGGGCCAUCACGUUCUUGGAUUUUGGGUUUCGUUGUUAUCAGUUUUAUUAGGAUUUAAUUGUUUCUUAUAUUUUUUGCUUCGAGUUCUGAGGUUUCUUAAUUUUUUUCUGACUGUCCAGUACUCGUUUCUUAUAGCCAGUUUUUUUAUAAAAAAAUGAGUGUAUUCACACCUGUCG
Messenger RNA from Rhopilema esculentum, 4031 nucleotides. RefSeq lists its product as uncharacterized. NCBI's taxonomy places the organism in Eukaryota, Metazoa, Cnidaria, Scyphozoa, Rhizostomeae, Rhizostomatidae. Gene Ontology annotation, molecular function: phosphatidylinositol binding. Gene Ontology annotation, biological process: endosome to lysosome transport; early endosome to late endosome transport; protein targeting to lysosome. Gene Ontology annotation, cellular component: early endosome; late endosome. The record is from RefSeq and is a predicted model, not a curated record.